AUGGCACAAACUUUUCCGGCUCCUGCUGGUGGUGGUGGUAUGCCGCCGCCGCCCCCAAAUGGUGGUCCGGGAGGCGGUGGCGGUGGUCCGGGAGGUGAUGGCGGUGGUCCAAUGUCCUCAUCCUCAUCGCCUAUCGCAACAUACAUCUAUUUAUAUGGUUAUUCAGCUCUGUUUUUGGUCGGCUUAAUUGGAAGUCUAUGUAGUUUAUUUACAUUUUCACGUAAAACGCUGCGUAGUGUUUCAACGAGUAUUUUAUUUCUAUUCUUGGCUGCAUCCGAUCUUGGUUUUCUGUUUCUUCUCACCCACGAUUUCUUCAUCUAUGGUCUCGGUUUAACAGAUUACUACUACGUGCCACUAUGUCGUUUCCGUACAUUUUUAUCUAAAUUUUUCAUGCUCUUUUCGGCUUGGACAUUGGUCUUAGUCUCCGUCGAUCGGUGGAUUCGUACACGUUUUCCAUGGAAAUCAAAGAAGUACUGCGCACUCAAGUACCUGCUAGUUUGCGUAUUGAUUGUAACCGUAUUUUCCACUGGUCUCUGCUCUCAUCUGCUUACACCAAUGUUCGGUGAUAGUAAAAUUACUCAACUAUGCGUUGGUAACACUGCCUAUCCUACCUACUUUGCAUUUUUUGGCAAUGUUUGGGCGUAUCUCUUCCCAGUUGCACAAGGCAUUGUUCCGUCCUUACUCAUGUUAGCUUUUCUAGUUGACAUGUUUACAAAAAUUAAAUCAAGGAAACGCCAAUUGCAACCCCAAGGAGAAAGACGCAGUCGACGACAAAUCUACGUGCAACGUGAAAUGUUUAUUCUGAUGCUGGGUUCAAUUUUCAUCUUCUUCCUUACAACAGUUCCAUAUGCAAUCUACAAUAUUCUAUUAGCACGUCAUCUGUUGAACCAGAGCACGCUAACAAGAAGUGAAUUACCGGCCAUACUUUCGUUCAUCUUAGCUGUUAACUAUGCCAUUAACUUCUUUCUUCACUGUUUAACAAGUCAGCUGUUUCGUCGACAAUUUCUAAGUUCAUUAUGUCCAACCUUUAUUAAUUUUCAUCGUCGUAUCUUUCCAACAAAUUUCACACAAACCAAUACUCAGUCGAUGAUGCCGAUCGCGAAUACAACACUUCAACAAAGUACUUUACCCGAAGUCAAUAUAGUAGCUUAG
Molecule: messenger RNA, 1152 nt
Organism: Didymodactylos carnosus
Lineage: Eukaryota; Metazoa; Rotifera; Eurotatoria; Philodinida; Philodinidae
Source: the annotation of a GenBank genome assembly